Penicillium manginii is the source of this 591-nucleotide messenger RNA. Its product is annotated as DNA-directed RNA polymerase II subunit RPB4. Gene Ontology annotation, molecular function: nucleotide binding; translation initiation factor binding. Gene Ontology annotation, cellular component: P-body; RNA polymerase II, core complex. The transcript has 3 exons. Gene Ontology annotation, biological process: mRNA export from nucleus in response to heat stress; transcription initiation at RNA polymerase II promoter; nuclear-transcribed mRNA catabolic process, deadenylation-dependent decay. Lineage: Eukaryota; Fungi; Ascomycota; Eurotiomycetes; Eurotiales; Aspergillaceae. The record is from RefSeq and is a predicted model, not a curated record. Bases 1 to 591 code for a protein of 196 amino acids.
AUGACGCCCCGCAAGGCGGUGCGCUCACCGCCCCGAACUGCCCAACGAACAAGCAGAUUCAACCUCGAAAUCAUACCUCCAGCAACAGAUCAAUUCAUCGACGCGACAGCCCCGAUUCCCCGCCUCUCCAUCCGCCACAACAUGGACCGCAUCGUACUCCCCCCGCCGACGAACCGCAAGCGCGUGCUGCCCCAGGGCGAGCUGGAGGCAGCCUCGACGCUGAGACUUGGCGCGGACCAGCAUACACAUACCCUCUCGCUGUCCGAGGCACGACUCGUCAUCCACAAGGUUUUGGAGAAUAAGCGGCGCGGUGGGAAUAAAUAUGAAGAGCCUGAAACCCUCGAUAAAACACUCGUAUACCUGGAUGUGUUUGCGCGGUUCAAGGACGAGGAGAAUAUCAAGGCGGUGGAGCGACUAUUGAACUCGCACACGGAAUUGGAGAUGUUUGAGCGAUCACAGUUGGGCAGUUUGUGCUGUGAUAAUGCGGAGGAGGCCAAGUCUCUGAUCCCCAGUCUACAGAAUAAGAUUGGGGAUGGGGAUCUGCAGGAAUUGCUGGACGAGCUGACCAAGCUGCGUAAUUUUACGGAGUGA